This is a messenger RNA of Beta vulgaris subsp. vulgaris (sugar beet), 1733 nucleotides long. RefSeq lists its product as hypothetical. The coding region runs from base 119 to 1393 and encodes 424 amino acids. The record is from RefSeq and is a predicted model, not a curated record. Gene Ontology annotation, molecular function: sphingomyelin synthase activity; ceramide cholinephosphotransferase activity. NCBI's taxonomy places the organism in Eukaryota, Viridiplantae, Streptophyta, Magnoliopsida, Caryophyllales, Amaranthaceae. Gene Ontology annotation, cellular component: Golgi membrane; endoplasmic reticulum membrane. Gene Ontology annotation, biological process: ceramide biosynthetic process. The transcript is spliced from 4 exons.
ACCAAUUACCAUCCUCCAAGACCUCAACAACUUAAACCUCCCUCACAAAAACACCCCAAAUCUCUCAUCAGUUUCUCUCUCCUCCACCAGCAGCAGCAGCACCACCACCACCUCCACGAUGCGGUGGCGCGGUGGUGGGCUAGGACUAGCAGCAAUAUCAUACAUCACCAUUGAUUACCUCCGAGAAAUCUCCCCAACAUGGCACUCUCGUCUUCAACCUGCACUCUGGUCCAUUCUAUCUCUCAUCGCCCUCACUCGCAUCUUCACUUACAAACAUUGGUCUGCAGAGUUCCGCGCUGUCCUUCCUUUUGUUGGCUCCAUCGUUUUCCUUCUCUCCGCUCUGCUUCUUGAAAUGCUCUCUGUUCGCUCUGUCACCGCCGUCCUCGGCCUUGAUUGGCACAGAAAUACACCUCCUCUUCCUGACACUGGCCAGUGGCUACUCCUGGCAUUGAAUGAGAAGCUUCCCCAGACUGUGGUUGACAUAUUGAGAGCACACAUAGUUGGGUUGCACCACUUCUUGAUGUUGUUUAUUAUGCUUGCUUUUUCUGUGCUAUUUGACUCUGUAAAAGCCCCUGGCUUUGGGCUUGGAGCAAGGUACUUGUUCACAUUGGCAAUUGGCCGCCUCUUGCGGGCCAUAAGUUUUGCAUCAACAAUUCUGCCAUCAGCUCGGCCUUGGUGCGCUGCAGCUCGCUUUCAAGUUCCAGGGCAUCCUCAUCGUUGGGCUCAGAAGUAUUAUGUCCCUUAUGCUUCGGACGCAAAUGCUAUUCGUCAGUUAUUAAAUAAGGAUUUUGCUUAUGCUGAUCCUGGUACAGUACUUAGUGACUAUCGCCCUGACUGGGGUUCAAUGAGCUUUCUCAUCGAUUUUCUGCGUCCAACUCCGACUGAGGGCACUUCAUGGUAUCAUUUGCUGAAGAAAGCUGGAGGCGGCUGCAAUGACUUGCUGUACAGUGGCCACAUGCUUGUUGCUGUACUCACAGCCAUGGCCUGGACGGAAGCUUAUGGAGGUUUUAGUUCAGCCCUUGUUUGGCUGCUAGUCCUGCACAGUGCUCAGAGAGAAAUCAGGGAGCGCCAUCACUACAGUGUAGAUUGUAUCGUAGCUAUCUACGUUGGUAUCCUCUUGUGGAAGAUGACGGGAUUCAUAUGGUCAUCUCAGAAUCUCUCUAGAAUGAAAAGGCUUAACAUGCUAGAAAAGAUCCACGGUAAGUUAUUCCAGGCUGCUAAAGAUUCUGACAUAGAAGAGGUGCAGAAACUUCUGAGUGAAGUUGAGUUAGGAAGUCAGCAAAGUCAGCAAGGAAAAGUAAGUAAUAAGGUUAUGUGGUUAUUUCCUCUGGUGACUACUAUCUCCACCUUCACAAUCAUUAUUUUGGCGUUCACGUUUACUAGUGAUGGAUAAUUUUACUCUGCAAUCCAGCAGCCAUGAUCAACUUUGUAAUCUUUCCCCAUCUGUUUUCCUACCGCUGUAACAAGUUGUUUGUAAUUGGCUUUCCGCUGUGAUUUGUGAGAGUUGGAUGCAUUUUAGACAUGAUAUUCAACAAUAUUAGAUUAUAGUUUUGUGUCAUAUAUGCUGUUGUGGCACCACUUUUCAUCCCUAGAGCUGGAUUCAUCGGCUCCAGUUGGUGGUUGUAAAAACUGUAAGCGCUUGUAUUUCUGAAAGGUUAAACAUUUGCUUGAAAGUGUUGAAGGUGAGACGUGCUCAGAAUUUGGAAUUGGCCAUUGCUAGUUUCUGUUUGCAA